Lachancea sp. 'fantastica' is the source of this 753-nucleotide messenger RNA. Lineage: Eukaryota; Fungi; Ascomycota; Saccharomycetes; Saccharomycetales; Saccharomycetaceae. The record is from the annotation of a GenBank genome assembly.
AUGACUGACAGAUACUCCUUUUCGCUGACCACUUUUUCGCCAAGCGGCAAAUUGGGUCAAAUAGACUAUGCAUUGACAGCAGUAAAACAAGGUGUUACUUCGCUGGGAAUAAGGGCUACGAACGGUGUGAUCAUUGCAACGGAAAAGAAGGCAACCUCUUCACUUGCCCUGUCGGAAUCUCUCUCUAAAAUAGCAGACAUCACCCCCGAUAUCGGAGCUGCGUAUUCUGGUAUGGGUCCAGAUUUCAGAGUACUCAUCGAUAAGUCACGGAAAGUAGCACAUACCCAUUACCACCGCAUUUACAAUGAGUAUCCUCCAACCAAGAUUCUCGUGGCAGAAGUGGCAAAAAUCAUGCAGGAAGCCACUCAGUCCGGUGGUGUUAGACCAUUUGGUGUAUCGCUUCUGAUUGCGGGCCACGAUGAACACAACGGUUAUACUCUUUACCAGGUAGAUCCAUCGGGGGCUUACUUCCCUUGGAAGGCCACUGCGAUUGGUAAAGGCUCCACGGCUGCAAAGACGUUUUUGGAAAAAAGAUGGAAUGAUGAACUAGAGCUCGAAGACGCCAUCCAUAUAGCACUUUUAACUCUCAAGGAAUCUGUGGAAGGUGAAUUCAAUGGUGAUUCUAUUGAAAUUGCAGUCGUAGGAGAGGAGAAUCAGCAUUUGUUAGGUUUUACAGGUGAUGAGUCGGUGAAAGGUCCCCGAUUCCGGAAGCUUUCAGCACAAGAGAUCAACGACAGGUUAGAGGCUCUAUAG